Neofelis nebulosa (Clouded leopard) is the source of this 1716-nucleotide messenger RNA. It is a transcript of the gene GALNTL5, whose product is annotated as polypeptide N-acetylgalactosaminyltransferase like 5. NCBI's taxonomy places the organism in Eukaryota, Metazoa, Chordata, Mammalia, Carnivora, Felidae. The transcript has 9 exons. Bases 274 to 1587 code for a protein of 437 amino acids. The record is from RefSeq and is a predicted model, not a curated record. Gene Ontology annotation, cellular component: Golgi apparatus. Gene Ontology annotation, biological process: spermatid development.
GAAAUCUCUGGGCCGGAUGAGUCCUCAGAGUCAUCUCAAGUUGAAAUAAGCAAGUUGGGCUCAUCAGCCGGUCUUUAAACAUGAGUUCCCUCAGGGAGGGGGAAACUUUGGACAAAGCCGCUUGCCCCCACCAGCGGUAACUCUGGGGGAGGGUCUCAACCAUGAGCCAGUACUCGGGCAGCGGGGUCCCACGCAGUGACCUGGUGGCACCACCGCGUAAGACAUCAUAUCCAGGAAAUUAACAAAUGAGUCUUCAAAAAUGCUAGGUUUACAAUGAGAGGCAUUUUAAUUCAAACUUUACUGUAUGGAACCUUGACAUUUGGGAUCUGGACAGCUCUGUUGUAUGUAUUUAUUAACCACAAUCAUGUGAGCAACUUGGACAAGAAAACCCAGGAGCCUGCCUCAAUUUGGUCCCUUGAACAAAAAUUUCAUCGGCAAGUUACUCAUGGCUCAGAGGAAAUUCCAAGACCAUAUGUGAGAUUUGAAAGUCCUGAUGAAGAAGAAACGAAACCACAGAAAUCCUUUUUCAAAUUGAGUAAGAAUUUUAACUAUUCAAGCUCAGAAUUUGUUGAUGGAUUUUUAAAAUAUGGAUUUAACACCAUUCUCAGUAAAAGCUUGGGCAGUGAGAGAGAAGUGCCAGAUACCAGAAAUAAAAAGUGUUUUCAAAAACAUUACCCAGCCAACCUACCUACUGCCAGCAUUGUCAUCUGCUUCCACAACGAGGAGUUUAACGCCUUGUUUCGGACCAUGUUCAGUGUCGUAAACCUCACCCCACGCCACUUCCUUGAAGAAAUUAUUCUGGUAGACGACAUGAGCGACUCUGAUGAUUUGAAAGAAAAACUAGACCACCACCUGGAAAUUUUUCGGGGAAAGAUUAAAUUAAUAAGAAACAAAAAGAGAGAGGGACUGAUCCGAUCACGGAUGAUAGGGGCCUCUCGUGCUUCAGGGGACGUUCUGGUAUGGCUGGAGCCCCUGCUGCAUGCCAUUGCCAAGGACCCCAAAAUGGUGGUGUGUCCUCUGCUAGAUGUCAUUGAUUCUGUGACCCUAGAAUAUUGGCCCUCUCCUGUUGUAAGGGGUGCUUUCAACUGGCACCUACAAUUUAAAUGGGAUAAUGUCUUCUCUUAUGAGAUGGAUGGACCAGAAGGACCCACUCUACCCAUUCGGUCACCUGCAAUGGCUGGGGGAAUUUUUGCUAUAAAUAGGCAUUACUUUCAUGAGAUCGGACAGUAUGACAAGGGCAUGAACCUCUGGGGAGCAGAAAAUUUGGAGCUUUCGUUAAGGAUCUGGAUGUGUGGAGGCCAACUCUUUGUACUCCCCUGCUCGCGGGUAGGACACAUGAGUAAGCAGCGCUUUCCAAACCAACCUGAGUUUGCAGAAGCCAUGACAUAUAACAGUCUCAGACUGGCGCACGUUUGGCUGGAUGAAUACAAGGAGCAGUUUUUUUUACGAAGACCUGGCCUGAAAUCUGUUGCCUAUGGAAACAUUAGCGAGCGUGUUGAAUUAAGGAAACGAUUGGGUUGCAGAUCAUUUCAGUGGUAUUUGGAUAAUGUCUUCCCAGAACUGGAGGCAUCUGAGGGCAGCAGAUGAAACACAAAUAAAUCAUUUUCAUUAAAAAGGGGUUAAAAAACCCCUAUGUCUUCAACAUAGAGGAGAAAAGUCUGGAACAUCAAGAAAUGGUGUGAAAUGCAGUAAGAAAUACAACCAGAGUGCUCUAGA